This is a messenger RNA of Trichobilharzia regenti, 1034 nucleotides long. The record is from the annotation of a GenBank genome assembly. Lineage: Eukaryota; Metazoa; Platyhelminthes; Trematoda; Strigeidida; Schistosomatidae.
AUGUAUGGGAAUUCUAUGACUGGUUUAUGCAAUUUAUCUCAGUUGAAAAGUUGUACUAAUUGGAGACUCCGGAGUGUUCAGAUCGAUGGGAAGAUAAUAAAGGCUCAGAUUUGGGAUACUGCCGGUCAGGAACGAUAUCGAGCGAUUACUUCUGCUUAUUAUCGUGGUGCUGUUGGUGCACUGUUGGUGUACGACGUCUCCAAAGCACCAACAUAUCAUAAUUUGGAUCGAUGGUUAGGUGAAUUACGAGAUCAUGCAGACCAGCAUAUUGUUAUCAUGUUAGUUGGAAAUAAAUGUGAUCUUCGACAUCUUCGUGGAGUUAUGACUGACGAGGCGAAAAGUUUUGCUGAACGAAAUGGACUUUGUUUCAUUGAAACUUCAGCUUUGGAUUCUACUAAUGUAGAAGAGGCCUUCUGUCAAAUCAUCCAAGCUAUUUAUAAUAUUGUCAGUUCACAUCCUCCAGUGAGUAAUGUCGAUAUGAAAAUGUCUCCAUAUCAUAAUCAACCGAUUGUAUCACCGAAUGCAGACAAUCCAAGCAGUGGUCGACGAUGUUGUAGUUGAACACAACAUGUACAACAACAAUGGAUUAACUACUAUUGAUUGAUUGAUUGGUUGAUCGACUACGUAACCUUUACACAUCCUUUUCUCUCUCUCUCAUUUUAUCUCAACAAGUAGUGGUAAUGUGUCGAUACAAGAACUACUACUACUACUACGACUACUUUUAAUAAUUUGACCAGAAUUUCAAUUCCGAAGCCACACUGUCUACCCUUCAUGCCAGCGUUCUUUCUUGUCAAGCACCGCUUGUUAUCCCGUUUUUUAUGUAAUAUGUUUUUUGUAUUUGCCAGUCAGUGAGUGAGUGGGUGAGUGAGUAUGGAUCAUUUCACAUAUUUUACUUUUUACUCUGAAACUGUGUUAUUAACCUUGGUCUCCCUCUGUGUACUACUUCUCACAUCAGCGUGUAAGUAUGAAUGCAUGAAUGAAUGAAUGAGUAGUUGUCAUUUGUCGUCACCUCUGUCUCUCUCUCUGCCUCUCCC